Messenger RNA from Ctenocephalides felis (cat flea), 1902 nucleotides. Its product is annotated as CCR4-NOT transcription complex subunit 10-like. Lineage: Eukaryota; Metazoa; Arthropoda; Insecta; Siphonaptera; Pulicidae. The transcript is spliced from 12 exons. Gene Ontology annotation, cellular component: CCR4-NOT complex. Bases 1 to 1902 code for a protein of 633 amino acids. Gene Ontology annotation, molecular function: protein binding. Gene Ontology annotation, biological process: mRNA catabolic process; negative regulation of translation. The record is from RefSeq and is a predicted model, not a curated record.
AUGAUUGAUGUAACUAAUGAAAUAACAGAUAUUGAUGAUGUAGAGGUCUCAGAUCAAGAAAGAGAUAUUGCCCUAACAGCCUUGUUUGAAUUCAAUAGGAAAAACUAUAAUGCUUGUAAUCAGCAAUUGGAAAAGCUUGAACGAUCUCUCAAUAAUAAUUUUAAAUUAUUACACAACAAAGCUGUAACUGAUUUUUAUGAAAGUAAUUGCCAAAACGUUGAUGAGUUGAGAAAAGCACUUCAAUUUCUAAAUAGCCAAAUUACUAAUUAUGAAGGCUUGAAGGCUGUAGAUAAGUGCCCUUUAUUUUAUAAUCUAGCUGUUAUAUUAUAUCAUUCAUGUAAGCCGAAUAGUGCUCUAAAGUUGUUAUUAAAAGUGCAGCCACAUUUGGACCAAUUAGAAGAGAGUUUGGUUGAGAAAUCGGUAUUGUUAUUAUGUGAAUUAUUAUUAAAUGCACAUAGGGCUAAAGAUGCUCUAGAACUAAUUGAUUGCAUGGAAGCUAGACUGCAAGUAUCAUCGGAAAUGUAUGGUGAAGUGUUGGAGAAAUUCAAUAUAAAAAUAGAGAUUUUUCAAAAAAGAUUAGAUUACUAUCGUAAAAGAGCAUUAUUUUCUAUGCAAUUAGUUCAUGAUCUAACAAUAUCAGAUGACAAGAACUUAGAAAAUUUGUUUCUUCAAUCUCGCUUAUUAUAUUUGCAAGGCAAUAACAAAUCUCAUGAAGAACUUAUUAAGUUUAUUAGAUCUCCAAGCAAAGAUGCAUAUUUUGCUAAUGGAACUAGUAUAUUAAAAGGAUCCAACAAUGAAAAUCUUGCCAUAUUAGCUCUUAAUAACAUUGGAGUUAUUGAAUUUUCUCUUGGUCACUUUCAUCUAGCAACUCAUUCACUUCAACAGUCAUUAAGUAGAGAUAUUCAACUGGUAAAAAACAUAAAAAAUACUCGAGAAGCAGAUUCAUCUGAAGCUUUGGAUAAAAAACCUUUACUUCAAAUAGCAUCAUCUAUGCAUCGUUAUUCAAUAUUAUACAACCUUGGAGUAUCUUUACUUUUCAGUGGUAGACCGCGUGAUGCAUUUGAAUGUUUAUUGGAACCUUUACAUUAUCAGCAUAAUAAUCCAAAACUGUGGUUAAGAAUUGCAGAGUGCUGCAUAAUGGUUCAUCAGCAAAUGAAAGCAGAAAAUAAAACACCCAUUGUGCACGAAGUAAUUGGAAAAAAUGCACAUAAAAAAUUAAUUUUAAAUAAUAUCACUCCUCUGAAAUACACAUGUGAUGACAGCCAAUCAUCAUAUGCAAUACCGAGUCCCAGUUUAGAAUUUGCACUACUUUGUUUAAAAAUUGUACUAAAUUUGCUUCCAAAAGAAGAACUUGUUACUGAACAAACUGAGUUGGGAUAUGGAAUACCUCUUCGAGAAUUAUCAUCAUUGCGCAACUCAGCUUUGGCGGCAAGUGCUUUUGUUUGUUUAUGCAUCGGAGAUUGCUCAUUAGCUUUAGAACAUGCACAAACUUUACUCACACAAUCUCAAGUUAAUGAGGCCCAUAAAAUGCUUGGACAUUUAUACUGUGCUGAGGCCUUAGUGUUGAUGAACAAAAUAUCAGAAGCAGUUCAUCAUUUAGAUCCUGAUUCUAUUAAUGGCAUUUCAACAAUUUAUUCAAAUGAUAACAAUUCGAAAACAACACCGCCUACGGUUUGGGAGAUCAAAAAUGUGCAAAUGGCUAAGCAGAUAACAACAUAUAAUUUAGCUGUUACAUUAGCUAUACGUGGUGAUUUUACCAAAGCUAAAAUGUUAUUGCAGCAAUUAAAAAAUGAUGAAAGAAAUGUAUUUGUAUCUAUGUUAGAUUUAUAUAUAGAAUUGCAGUUAGGAAAUUUAGAUACAGUGAAAGAAAUUAUUAGGCAAAAUAAUCCGCAACCUGUAUAA